This is a messenger RNA of Spodoptera frugiperda (fall armyworm), 1687 nucleotides long. RefSeq lists its product as uncharacterized. The record is from RefSeq and is a predicted model, not a curated record. The coding region runs from base 225 to 1028 and encodes 267 amino acids. The transcript is spliced from 3 exons. NCBI's taxonomy places the organism in Eukaryota, Metazoa, Arthropoda, Insecta, Lepidoptera, Noctuidae.
AAAUGUGUAGAUAGUGUCUCUUCAGACAGAGCUCGCGUUCCGAGCUGCCGCAUACCUCCAUCGAUAAAUUAAUGUUCUGAUUGGUUUAUUCAUUACGUGUUUAUAUUCUAUCACUGACUACUAAUUACUAAUUACAUUUUGAUUAUUACAACAUUUGACCAUUUGACGCAACUAUAAGUGCAGUGAGGCGACUGUGUGUAUAGUUUUUAAGACAUUGUAUCACCAUGAGUAUAUACGGAGGCAGCCCCGGCUUCCUGAGCGCGCUCGGCUGCGGGCACGCGCUGCUGGAGCCGGCGUGCCCGGGCUACUCCGCGCGCACCAUGCGCCGCGCGUUCAUCGUGUGGCUGCACACCGGCCAGCAGAACGACUUCCAGCAAGUCUGCAACUACUACCACCGGCUCGAACUUCUCGAGAACAAGAUGCCAGAGGAGCAGCGUGCGGUGAGCAGGCUGCACGAGUACACCCUGGUGGUGGACACCCCGCCGUCCACCAUGUUCGUGAACAGGACCUUCCCGCGGCUGUACGCGCCCGGCACCGACGCCGAGCCAGACAACCUGAAGCGGCUGCUGCAGAUGCGGGCAGACGACUGCGUCUUCAACUACGACGGCUUCAACGCCAUGCAGAUCGACAGCACCACCACCAGGCACGACAUCAUCAAAGCCAGCCUCCUCAUCAGAAAGUACUGCAAAGAUUACUCCAAAUUCCUUACAGCAUUUUAUCCAGAAUUCCAAGACUUCAUCAGAAUAACUGGAAUGGUAAAUUCUGUCUCCAACCUGGUGAUGUACAUCAGGCAGAGAUAUCUUAAAGAUGAACUGGUUCUUGCGCUGUCGAUGCCGAAGGACCAUGCCUACUUGAACAUUAAGGCUGGUCCGAGGGCAGUCGAGAAGAUGAACUUCAGACGGCUGAUCAGGGAGUGCAGGAAAGACGAGGCUUUCCUCUUCAGCGCGGAGUUCAAUAAUCCGAGGAAGUCUCCCGUCAAAUUGGAGGACCUCCCCACGAGCGUGCGCUCCUUCAUUUACGGUAUUUAACAUGGCAUUUGAUAAUCUCAUUAAUCAUGUAAUACUUUAGUUAUAAGUUUGUAAAGUCCUACUUCGUUAGGCGAGGGUAAUGGGAUAUUUUUAUUUUGUAGCAAAAUUUACUGCCACUACAGUACCUGGUUGUAUACUACUACCUACUGAUUAUAAUUAUUAAAGCUAAUUAUGAUAUAUUUAGACUUAACUACUGACUUACAUAUUUGACUUUUUACUUUUCUGAUCAGGCACUAAAGUGGAAUUGAAUUGUUAAGUCAUGUUCUUUGGGAAAGGCAUUAGUUGUAAGAAAAGCAUUCACAUUUUGGUGGCCUCUAUCAUCCAAGUAGAACUUGUAUACUAUAAUAUAGUUCCUCUGAUAUAUCUGAAUAAUCUUAUUGUUACCUUUCUAGUAAAGAAUAAUGUCUAUUAUAUAUUUUACAAGUUCACUAUGUAUGUAUUGAUGUGCCGUUACUUAGCACUUCCAAUAAUAAAUCACAGAUGGCGCUGUUCAGUAGUUUAUACUGAGUACAAUUUUGAUUAUAAUAUUUUUAUACCAAGUUUCUUUCUUUUUAUAAUUAUUUUGACAUGUGAACAUACUGUACUUAUGUGUAUUUUGAUAAUUUUAAGAAACAUGUUUUUGUGUAAAAUACGGACAUUAAAAUUGAAUGUGACCAGAA